UCUCAGAAAAAAAAAAGAAGAAAAGAAAAAAAAAAGGAAUCCGAGCAGCCACGUCGCCGGCGACGCCGCCCGCCCUGACCGACGACGAACCGGCCGCCGCCCGGCGAGGGAGAUGAAGACGGUGAGCCUCGGCGCCGCCAGGCCUUCGUCUGUCAAGUUCCGCAUGCCGACGAGGGAUAACCUGGUGCCGAUACGCGUCGACGUCGAGGUGGACGGCCAGCGCUACAGGGACGCCUUCACCUGGAACCCAUGCGACCCCGACUCGGAGAUCAUAAGCUUCGCGAAGAGGACGGCCAAGGACCUCAAGCUGCCGGCCAACUUCGUCCCCCAGAUGCUCCACUCCAUCCAGGGGCAACUGACCGAGUUCCGUUCCUACGAGGGAGAGGAGAUGCAGAUCAGGGAGAAGAUUGUGCCCCUCAAGAUUGACCUCCGGAUAAACAAUACUGUAAUCAGAGAUCAGUUCUUGUGGGAUAUAGGCAACCUGGAUAGUGAUCCUGAGGAAUUUGCAAGGACGCUAUGUGACGAUUUGAACAUUACAGAUCCUGAAGUUGGGCCUGCAAUAGCUGUCUCCAUCCGCGAGCAGCUUUAUGAGAUUGCUAGUCAAAGUGUUUCUGCUAUGAGGGAAGCAGCUAGAGUUUCAAAGAAGGGGAGGCGAGCACCAGAAUUUGCUUCAAAUAGUAAAGCCAUGAACAAUUCACUAGAUCUAUUCAAGUAUUUUGGCAGCAAAGGGAGUGUCGUUCGGAAAAGGAAGGAAUGGUACUUGUAUGAGCCUGUUGUAGAUGUCAUAACUAAUGAGGAAGUUGGAGUAACUGAUGCAACAGAGGAGAUUAACUCCAGGAAUGCAUGAGCUGAAGCUGUAAACUGUACCGCAUUUGAUGAUCCUGACGUGUUGAAAAGAAGGAUGAGAGCCUCCAACCCAUGUUACACCAAUGCUGUUUGCAAAGCUUUCUGGUUGUGACUGCAGACCUCAGGAAAGAAGCCAUUUCAAUGUUUGUGUUUGGAAGGGAGGGCGAGCAUUAGGAGCAUUAGGUACCUGGCUAGGUUAGCUCUGUUCUGUAGAUGUGUAAUGUGUUGUACUCAUAAAAAAACUGCAUGGAAGCCAUGGAAUGUGACCUACCUGUAUGGAGCUUGCCCUUCAGUUUGCUAUUGUGUCGACCAUGUUUUGGGCUUGUGAUGUGUUUAUGUUUUGGAAGAAGUGUUUUUUAGGUCGUCAGAGUUUAGGCCUACUAAUUAAGCCUUGGACUUUUCGCAUCUCUCAUGGAUUAAGUAUGGAUUGAUUGUUGAUACUCCUAUGUCAAUCAAUUGGAUCAGAAUAUGUAUUUGUAUGAUUCCCAUC
Molecule: messenger RNA, 1336 nt
Organism: Oryza sativa Japonica Group (Japanese rice)
Lineage: Eukaryota; Viridiplantae; Streptophyta; Magnoliopsida; Poales; Poaceae
Product: chromatin structure-remodeling complex protein BSH
Biological process (GO): chromatin remodeling
Cellular component (GO): nuclear chromosome
Source: RefSeq, a predicted model, not a curated record